Drosophila innubila is the source of this 1095-nucleotide messenger RNA. RefSeq names its product endoplasmic reticulum resident protein 44. The transcript has a single exon. The record is from RefSeq and is a predicted model, not a curated record. Lineage: Eukaryota; Metazoa; Arthropoda; Insecta; Diptera; Drosophilidae. The coding region runs from base 1 to 1095 and encodes 364 amino acids.
AUGAACUUCAUGCCAAUCUUUGAGGCAGCCGCUCAUCAGUUGCGAUCGGCAUUUGGUGAGGAUGGUAAAUUGAAAUUGGGAAAGGUCGAUUGUCUUGAGCAUCCAGGAUUGGAGAAUCGAUUUAAUGUAGGCAAGUAUCCCACAGUCAGGAUCGUGCGAUUUGGACGGGUUCGGCAGAAGGAAUACCGAGGACAACGUUCGCGGGAUGCAAUUGUUCAAUUUGUCUAUAAUGAACUUCGAGAUCCUAUAGAUGAGUUCCAGUCAAUGAACGAUCUGCAGAAGCUGCCCAACCAGAAAAACAUGAUAAUUGGAUAUUUUGAGCAAAAGGAUCUUCUCGAAUAUGAAGUAUUUCGGAAGUCUGCGCUUACCAUGAGAGAUCACUGCCAGUUCCAUGCGAGUUUCGGUGAAGCGGCCAUGUCAAUGAGUUCAUCUGGCAAAAAUAAAAUAAAAUUCGUGCGGAAUCUUGCCCAUGAUAAUCAGGAUUUGAAUAACGAAUAUUCGGGUAGCUUGACAGGCUUCAGCGAGAUGCUCCGUUGGUUUCAGGAGAAAUGUAGGCCGCUAGUUAGGGAACUAACAUUUGAAAAUGCCGAGGAGAUUUCCGAAGAGGGACGGCAAUUUGUGAUACUCUUUCACAACAAAAGUGACUCGAAAUCGGUGCAGGAGUUUGAAAAUGUCAUAGAAGCAGAACUAAUGAAUGAAUUGGAUAAUAUAAACUUUCUCACUGCCGAUGGUGCAAGCUUUUCUCAUCCUCUUUAUCAUUUGGAUAAAUCGGAAGAGGAUCUACCGCUCAUAGUCAUCGAUUCGUUUGUGCACAUGUAUCUGUUUCCCAAUUACUCGGAUAUUCAUACGCCAGGCAAGCUUAAGGAAUUCAUUGGUAGUCUAUUCUCCGGUGAUCUGCAUGUGGCAUACCAUUUAAAGGAUGAUUUAGCUGAGACAGUGCGAGAGGACAAUCCGCAGGAUGACCGAGGCGAAAAUGAAUUAACCUCUGAGGAGAUAAUUCAGGGUACAACCACACCUCAAUCUGUAUAUAAAUCAAAAUUCAGGAAACUCUUGCCCUCAAGAAACAGAUACACCUUUGCCAGAGAGGAAUUGUAA